Striga hermonthica is the source of this 6069-nucleotide messenger RNA. Lineage: Eukaryota; Viridiplantae; Streptophyta; Magnoliopsida; Lamiales; Orobanchaceae. The record is from the annotation of a GenBank genome assembly.
AUGGCGCAACAGUCAUCGCGGCUUAAUCGAUUGCUAACGCUGUUGGACACGGGUUCAACUCAGGCAACAAGGUUUUCAGCAGCAAGGCAGAUAGGAGAGAUUGCCAAAUCUCAUCCUCAGGACCUCAAUGCUCUUUUGAACAAGGUGUCCCAGUAUUUACGGAGUAAAAAGUGGGAGACCAGAGUAGCUGCUGCUCAUGCCGUGGGAGCUAUUGCACAGAAUGUCAAACAUAUAUCUUUGACAGAACUCUCUAGCUCAGUUGAGUCCAAGAUUUCAGAAGCUGGGAUAUCUGCUACAUUUGAAGAUGUCGUGACAUGGCCAAACUUCCAUUCUAAACUUGGAGGAAGCAUUUCUUUUCGAAGUUUUGAUCUAAACAAGGUGUUGGAGUUUGGGGCUUUGGUGGCAUCUGGUGGACAGGAAUAUGAUAUUGCGAAUGAUAACUACAAGAAUGCUAAGGAACGUUUGGCUUGGCAGAAACAAAAUCUUAGGCGUCGAUUGGGUCUAGAUGUGUGUGAGCAGUUCAUGGACGUCAAUGAUAUGAUAAGAGAUGAGGAUCUUAUCAUUCACAAAAUGAAUUACCCGGGGAAUGGAGGGUUACAGUAUUUUUCCUCACAACCUCGUAAUAUCAAGCAGUUUGUAACAAGCGUGGUGCCAACAUCCAGAUCCAGGAGGCCCAGUGCCAGGGAGCUGAAUCUUCUGAAACGCAAGGCAAAAAGUAACCCAAAAGACCAAUCAAAGGGGUGGUCAAAAGACGUGAACACUGAUUCCACCUAUUCACAUGAUAUGGUAUCAUCAAAGGGAAUUUAUGUGGAGUCAACCAGCUCUAAUAAGCAACUUGUAGAUACUGUUUCCGAUGAUGAAAGUUCUGAUAAUGAUAGAGAUGGGAGCUGGCCUUUCCAAGGUUUUGUUGAACAACUCCUCGUUGAUAUGUUUGACCCUGUUUGGGAGGUUCGUCAUGGAAGUAUCAUGUCUCUUAGGGAGAUAUUAACUUAUCAAGGAGCUAGUGCUGGAAUUCUUAUGCCUGAAGUCAGCAAUCGUGGUGCGACUGUUUCUAAUUUGAUUAAUAAAGAUAAUGAGUCUGAAGUAAAAAAAGAGAGGGAAAUUGAUUUGAAUAUGCUAGUGUCACUGGACGAAUCAGGGCCAGUUUCAAAGAGACCAAAGAUGGAAGAUGCACCGCAUGGAGAUACAGAUGUUUAUACGAAAGGUAGUGAUGGACAACCAGUUCCUACUAUACAUAAUGGUAAAAUCGAUUUUAGAUUUGUGAAGAUGGAAUCUCAAUCUGGCAUUGAGGGUGCCUGCCACUCCGUUAGUGAUGAUUCAGUAAAAACAGAAUGCUUCGAAGGCAAUGAAUUAUCAGGGAAGAUGAAUAUAUUGAAGAAUCUUCCCCAAAACUCUGAACUCAUGAACCUUCUCAAAUAUGCCAGCACUUCAUGGCUAAGAAACUUUGAAUUUCUGCAAGAUUGUGCUAUUCGCUUCUUGUGCGUCUUGUCUUUAGACCGAUUUGGAGACUAUGUUUCUGAUCAAGUUGUUGCACCAGUACGGGAAACUUGUGCACAAGCAUUAGGUGCUGUAUUCAAGUACAUGCAUCCAUCAUUGGUUCAAGAGACAUUGAACAUUUUAUUGAAGAUGCAGCGUAGACCAGAAUGGGAGAUCCGCCAUGGGAGUCUUUUGGGUAUAAAGUAUUUAGUUGCCGUGCGGCAGGAGAUGCUACAUAAUUUGCUGGACUUCGUUCUUCCUGCUUGCAAAGCUGGACUUGAAGAUCCUGAUGAUGAUGUGAGAGCAGUUGCAGCCGAGGCAUUGAUACCGACUUCUUCUUCUAUUGUUUCGCUAAAAGGUUCAACUUUACAUUCAAUUGUUAUGCUGCUCUGGGAUAUUUUGCUUGACCUGGAUGAUUUGAGUCCCUCGACCAGCAGUGUAAUGAAUCUAUUAGCAGAAAUUUAUUCCCAGGAGCAGAUGAUUCCAAAGACUCUUGGAACUUUGGAUUCCAAAGAAAGUGUGGUUCUCAACCAUGGGUAUAGUCAAUCAGAUGAUCUAGGGGAAGGAAUGAGUUCUCUGGAGAAUCCUUAUAUGCUCUCAACAUUGGCACCAAGGUUAUGGCCAUUUAUGAGACACAGCAUUACUUCAGUCCGCUUAUCAGCAAUCCGCACAUUGGAACGUUUACUUGAAGCUGGUUAUCGGAGGAGUGUCUCUGAUGUGUCAAGCUCACUUUGGCCUUCUUUUAUAGUUGGUGACACCCUGAGGAUUGUUUUUCAGAAUCUGCUACUUGAAUCAAAUGAGGAGAUUCUGCAGUGCUCAGAGCGCGUUUGGAAUCUCUUACUCAAGUGCCUGGUGGAGGACCUACAAAAUGCUGCAAAGUUAUAUUUCUCCUCAUGGAUUGAGCUUGCUACUACUCCUUACGGGUCUCCUUUGGAUGCUACAAAAAUGUUUUGGCCUGUAGCUCUGCCUCGUAAAAGUCAUUUUAAAGCUGCAGCUAAAAUGAAAGCUUUUGGUGAGCAUCAGAAAAGUAACAUCUUGGAUUUUGGAGGGAGCAUGUCAGGAGAGCAUGGAGAUGCUUCCGCGAAUUCGACAAAGAUAAUUGUUGGCGCGGAUUUGGACGUCUCAGUAACUUAUACAAGGGUAAUAACAUCAUCUGCCCUUGGUGUAUUGACAUCAAAGUUGAAUGGUUCAUCCUUGCAAUGUGUAAUCGAUCCAUUGUGGAAGGGCUUGACAUCCUUAUCAGGAGUUCAGCGGCAGGUGGUUUCAAUGGUUCUUAUAUCUUGGUUUAAAGAAUUGAAAGACAUUUCCAAGUCUGAUGAAAUUAUUGCCGGCAUUUCGUGUAACUUCAGACUGUGUUUGUUAGAUUUGCUAGCUUGCAGUAACCCUGCACGUCCAACAAAAGACUCACUUUUACCUUAUGCUGAACUCUCAAGAACAUAUAACAAGAUGCAAAAUGAGGCGGGCCAGCUGUAUAGUGCUACACAGGCAUCUGGGCUGUACAGCGAUCUCGUUUCAUCUGUUAAAGUGGACAUAGAGAAUAUGACCGCAGAUGAUGCUGUGAGUUUUGCAUCACUGUUUGAAUUUAUGGGUUACUGUACCUCCAUGCCGGAGUCCGAAGGAAGGAUUUUGUGUGAAGAAUUAGAGUCUUUAAAGCAAAAGCUUUUGACAACAGCUGGAUAUCUGAAAUGUGUUCAGAACAAUUUGCAUCUCACUGUCUUGGCUUUGCUAGCUGCAGCCGUUGUUUGGAUGUCAGAGCUUCCCACCAAACUCAAUCCAAUUAUUCUGCCUAUAAUGUCAUCCAUUAAGAGAGAGCAGGAGGAAAUUCUGCAAUGUAAGGCUGCUGAAUCGUUGGCAGAGCUCAUCCAUCAUUGUGUCGAUCGCAAACCAGGUCCCAAUGACAAGCUAAUUAAGAACCUAUGUAAUCUAACCUGCAUGGAUCCUCGUGAGACUCCGCAGGCAGGAGCGCUAAAUUCUGUUGAGAUCAUUGAAGACCAAGACCUUCUGUCGUUUGGAAGUAGUAGCGGUAGACAAAAAUCGAAAGUUAAUAUGUUCUCUGCUGGUGAAGACCGCUCGAAGGUUGAAGGCUUCAUUAGCAGACGUGGCUCUGAACUUGCAUUGAAAUAUUUAUGCAUGAAAUUUGGCAGUUCUUUGUUUGACCGACUCCCAAAGAUCUGGCAUUGUCUUGUUGAGGUCCUUAAGCCCUGUGAUCUUGAAGGCCUAACACCAGAAGAUGAGAAGCUGAUUGAUCAAUCUAUUGGUUCCAUUAAGGACCCUCAGAUUCUAAUUAACAAUAUCCAAGUCGUGCGGUCUAUUGCUCCUUUCCUUGAGGUCUCACUGAGGCCGAAGCUGCUCACACUCUUACCAUGCAUCUUCAGAUGUGUAAGGCAUUCUCAUAUUGCAGUAAGAUUAUCCGCCUCGAGGUGCAUAACGGCAAUGGCCAAGUCGAUGACUUUGGAUGUUAUGGGUUCUCUUAUCGAGAAUGUUGUUCCUAUGUUAGGUGAUAUUGGAUCUGUGCAUGCCAGACAAGGAGCUGGGAUGCUUGUGAGUUUGCUUGUACAGGGACUGGGUUUGGAACUUGUCCCAUAUGCUCCUCUUUUGGUUGUGCCUCUUUUGAGGUGCAUGAGUGACUGUGACCAUUCAGUCAGACAGAGUGUGACACAUAGUUUUGCUGCCCUGGUGCCCCUUCUUCCAUUAGCACGUGGGGUCUCUCUACCUAUUGGUCUUAGUGACCGUUUGUCACAAAAUCAAGAAGAUGCCCUAUUUCUUGAGCAGCUAGUUGACAAUUCUCACAUUGAUGAUUACAAACUCCCCUUUGAGCUAAAAGUGACUCUGAGGAGGUAUCAGCAGGAGGGUGUAAACUGGCUUGCAUUUCUGAAACGGUUUAACCUUCAUGGAAUCUUAUGUGAUGAUAUGGGCCUCGGUAAAACACUUCAGUCAUCGGCGAUUGUGGCAUCUGAUGUAGCUGAGCACAUUGCCGCCAAUAAGGGUGAUGAUCUGCUGCCAUCACUAAUUAUAUGUCCAUCGACCCUUGUCGGGCACUGGGUUUACGAGAUUGAAAAGUUUAUCGAUCCUUCUCUUUUAUCGACACUUCAAUACAUUGGUUCCGCCCAAGAGCGCAGUUCCCUACGACAGCAAUUUAACAAGCACAAUGCCAUUGUAACUUCGUACGACAUUGUCCGGAAAGAUGUUGAUUUUCUCGGAGAGUUUAUGUGGAAUUACUUAAUUCUGGAUGAAGGACAUAUCAUUAAGAAUUCAAAGUCCAAAGUCACGGUUGCUGUGAAACAACUUAAAGCCAAGCACCGUCUCAUAUUGAGUGGCACACCAAUCCAGAAUAAUGUGUUGGAUCUCUGGUCACUUUUUGACUUCCUCAUGCCGGGCUUUCUUGGAACAGAAAGACAAUUUCAAGCCACAUAUGGAAAACCUCUAAUAGCAGCUAGGGAUCCUAAAUGUUCUGCAAAAGAUGCAGAAGCAGGGGUACUAGCCAUGGAGGCAUUGCAUAAGCAGGUUAUGCCUUUCCUUUUACGCCGUACAAAGGAUGAAGUUCUGUCUGAUCUGCCUGAGAAGAUUAUUCAGGAUAGAUAUUGUGACUUGAGUUCUUUACAGCUGAAAUUGUAUGAACAGUUCUCGGGUUCACACGUAAGACAAGAGAUCUCAAGUAUAGUUAAGCUAAAUGAAGAUACAGGAGGAGCGCCCAAAGCAUCUUCUCAUGUUUUCCAGGCGCUUCAAUAUUUGUUGAAACUGUGUAGUCAUCCGUUACUUGUUCUUAGUGAAAGUACACCAGACUCACUCGUACCAAUGAUGUCAGAACUUGGAUUCCUGAAUUCUGACAUCUCUGCGGAGCUUCAUAAAAUUCAUCAUUCUCCUAAACUUGUCGCUCUUCAGGAGAUAAUGGAAGAGUGUGGAAUAGGAGUGGAUGCUUCUAGUUCUGAAGGACCUAUUUCUAUUGGGCAGCACAGGCUUCUAAUAUUUGCGCAACACAAGGCAUUUUUAGACAUUAUUGAGAAAGACUUGUUUCACACUCAUAUGAAAACUGUUACAUAUUUGCGGUUGGACGGAUCUGUUGAACCUGAAAAACGCUUUGAAAUUGUCAAAGCAUUCAACUCAGACCCCACAAUUGAUGCUCUACUGCUCACAACUCACGUUGGUGGGCUCGGUUUAAACCUGACGUCAGCUGAUACUCUUGUUUUUAUGGAGCAUGAUUGGAAUCCGAUGAGAGAUCAUCAGGCCAUGGACAGAGCACACAGGUUAGGCCAGCGCAAGGUUGUGAAUGUCCAUCGGCUUAUCAUGCGAGGCACCUUGGAAGAGAAAGUUAUGAGCCUCCAGAAGUUCAAAGUUUCUGUAGCAAAUGCAGUCAUUAAUUCAGAUAAUGCAAGCAUGAACACGAUGAAUACAGAUCAGUUACUUGACCUGUUUACUUCUGCAGAUGGCAAAAGGGGUGUCAAAUAUUUAACGACAUCUGGCGAGGAUGCAAAAGCAUCAGGAAGAGGAAAAGGCCUGAAAGCCAUACUCGGCGGGCUGGAAGAGCUCUGGGACCAAUCGCAAUACACCGAAGAAUACAAUCUUAACCAAUUUUUAGCCAAGCUUAAUGGCUAA